AUGCCGCACAGUCCGCCUUCGCGACCCGGAACCGCCCCGUGUGCCGGUGGGGGGCUCCCCGAGGGGCUCUGCAGGGGCCUUGGGGCCGGGACCCCGGGAGUGCGGCCCGACCAAGGGGCGGGGCAGGGGACGGGGUCCCGGGAGCGGGACCCGGGACGGCCACGGACCCGCGGGAAGGGCCCCUCCGACACGGCCCUCGUCCCUCCUCCCGACCACCCGAGCACCUCCCGCUACCCGCGGCCGCGGCCCCGCGGGCUCCAAACCCCGCCAAUCCCGGCCCGCCUUUCUCGGCGCCGUCCAAUCACAGCCCGCCUUUUCAAUCCGGCAGCGGUCCCGGAAGUUCGGCGGCGGGGGUGGAAGUGGCGCUGGAGCUGCGUGAGCCGGGGCGAGAUCGGCGGUGAGCUGGGGCGGGACUCCCGCGGCUGCCGGUCCAGGCACGUGGCCUGCCUUGGGCACAGGGGCCGCUCUCUCCGGGAGGUUCUGGCUCCCGACGUGCAGGUCCGAUCCCGGCCUGCCACUCCCAGCCCACUUUUCUCCGCUCCGUCCAAUCGCAGCCCGCCCUUUCCCGUAAGCUGUGCCCGCUCAGCCGCGGCGCGGAGCCGCCCCCUUCUCCACCUCGACCCCCGCGUUCCCCUCAGGCGCCGGUCUCGGCGCCUUUGCUUCGGGAUCCGGCGGAGCCGCGCUUGCGCUGCCGCGGCGCCCGCAGGCGCUGUUGGAAGGGCGGGCGGGAGGUCCGCGGUCCCGUCCCGUCCCGGAGUUCUCCUGGGAGAAGGGGAGGGAGGCGGGGAGCGGGCGGAAGCGGAGCAGCCCCUGGGAGCGGGGCCUGAGGGGACAGCGGGGUUCUUGGGGACGGGCAAGGCGGGAGCGGGCGGGCGGGGAUUGGUGGGGCCGGACGCUGCCGGACGCUGGGAUUGGCUGGGCUGGCACGGGGAGGCGGGGCUGUGCGGGCCGCGGGCUAUAAAUGGCGUGGGGGGCGGGCUUUCGGGGCAGUUCGGCGGCGGGAUUGGGGGCGGCGCUGGAGCGUGGGGAGCCGGCCCGGCAUCGGCGCGGCUGCUGGGCCGAGGAGCGGCGGGGAGCCAGGGUGGGACCUUCGCAGCUGCCGCUCCAGGGAGCGGUGGGGAGCCAUGGGGCAGCACCCCCUCGGCUACCGAUCCAGGGGGAGCCGGGGUCGGUCCCCCACAGCUGCCGAGGCAGGGCGUUGGGCAGGCGGUGUCCCGGGCAGCUGUGCCGGCCAGCUUUGGUCAGUGCUCAGUGGGGGAGCAGCUCAUGCUCCCUCGAACCAGAAGGACUAGCAUGCAGCCUUUCAGGGGGGUUGGUAUUGAAAGUAUUGUUACGAAGAAAAGUAAUAAAAGGUGUUUCAUUCUAUUAUCACUUUAUUUUACUUUUAUUUUCAUCUUUGACUACUUGAUUGUUUAUUCUAUUGUUUUGUUGCUGUAGUACUGUUCCCAUUGGGAUGGGUGGGACAGCUCCUAGAGAUAUUGAAGUGAACGACUGAAGCUGAUUUGUGGCCUUGUCAACAGCCCCGGGCUGCAGAGAUACCCAGAAGCAGCUUUAGGCAGAGGCAGCAGAAAGCUGAGGACCUGCAGUUCAGGCAGCAGAGGUGGUGGAGACAUAAAAUUGGUAGGGCUGUGGGCAAAAUGAGUGAGGCUGGGUUAAGGAGCAUGGACCUGGCAUAAGUACUACAGACAUGGAGCUGGGAUAAAAAUAGUCAGGCUUGGCAUGGAAUGUGGGCUUGAGAGCUGGGGUGGAAAACUCAGACCUUUAACAAAAGAAAGAUGCUAGGGUUGGAACGUGCAGGAGCUUUACUGGGAGCUGGCAGAGCAGAGCUAGCAGAGAAAUAAAGCUUGGGGGUCUGGCUAUGGGAUAGGGAGAGUGGAGCUCGGAAAGGGACUGUGGAGCAGGGAUAAGGACCAUGGCACUGGAGCAGAAAUCACUGUAGGACUGAGACAGGGAAUGUGGCACCGUCACUGAAAUCCCUGUGUGGUGGCAUAGGGAUUGUAAAGUGGGAAUGUGGACAGGGAGACUGGGGCUGAAAUCAGUAUUGGGCUGGAAUUGCAUCUCUGGAGCUGGGAGAGUGUCUCAAGCUCGGAUAGAGACUGUGGCACCAUCACUGAAAUCCCUGUGCAGCUGUGGAAUAGGGAUUGAUGGGUGGGAACAUAGACUGGGCGGGAAGAGCUGAAAUCAGUAAAGGGCAGGGAUUGCGACUUUGGAGUUGGGAUAAGAGUUGUGGGGCUGUAGGAGUAACUGGGGGACUGGGAUUGGGAGUGUGAGGUUGGAGCUGGAAAGUCCCAGAGCUGGAGCCAAGAUGAAGAUCCUACAGUGAGAACCUGGAACAGCUUCCCGUGGCGGUGAUGGCAAGAUGCAGAGCUGCUGCUGAGAGAGCAGAGCUGGCAGUGAAAUAAAGCUUGUGGGUCUCGAGCUGAAAUCACAGAGGGGCUGGGGGAGGGCCAGGGUGUGGG
This is a messenger RNA of Lepidothrix coronata (blue-crowned manakin), 2459 nucleotides long. RefSeq names its product translation initiation factor IF-2-like. The transcript has 5 exons. The record is from RefSeq and is a predicted model, not a curated record. Lineage: Eukaryota; Metazoa; Chordata; Aves; Passeriformes; Pipridae. The coding region runs from base 1 to 1437 and encodes 478 amino acids.